AUGCCUUCCAGCCGUUCACCAGCUCCAUCGCAGCCUAUACUUCAUCGUGUCGGAUUAGUAGGAGCGGCUGCCCGCUUCUACCAUCGCUCCUAUGCGGCGGAUUACAUUACGCUGGGGGUUCUCGCGCUAGGCUGGCUGAUGAUUCAAUUCUUCAUUCAUCCUUUUCAUCGCAUGUUUUCGCUUGACAAUCGGGCUAUUCAAUAUCCAUUUGCAGUCCAUGAGCGGGUACCAGUUGGCAUGUGCGUUGUGUACGCCGGUGUCAUCCCUUUGCUCAUCAUUUUAAUCUGGUCGGCAACGCUGCAUCCUGGAGUCCACAAGACGCAGGUCACUAUGUUGGGGCUCUUGGUAGCGCUGAUACUCACUUCUUUCCUGACGGACGUGAUCAAAAACGCUGCAGGACGACCUCGCCCAGAUCUCCUCUCGCGAUGCAAGCCGUCUCGAGGAACGGCAGCUAAUGCGCUAGUCGCAUGGACUGUGUGUACCGAGUCCAAUCAACACAUCUUGCAAGAGGGUUGGCGCAGUUUUCCCAGUGGCCAUAGCAGCUUUGCCUUCAGUGGAUUGAAUUAUCUUACACUCUUCCUAUGUGGGCAAAUGCACGUCCUUCGACCGCGAACCGACCUUGCUCGAUGCCUGGUGGCGUUUUUCCCACUUCUAUGCGCUGCACUGAUUGCCAUUUCUCGCCUGGAUGAUUAUCGACAUGAUGUCUGGGACGUGACGUGCGGUGCUUCUUUGGGGCUGCUGGUCAGCUGGUUUUCGUACCGGCGUUACUACCCUUCUUUGCGUUCCGUCCAUUGCGACUGCCCCCACGAUAAAGCUGAUCUCACCGAGUCUGACGGGUUUAGCAAGUUGAAUGACGAAGAACAAGCCCUGAGCUAA
This is a messenger RNA of Penicillium oxalicum, 876 nucleotides long. Its product is annotated as phosphatase PAP2 family protein. The transcript has 4 exons. Bases 1 to 876 code for a protein of 291 amino acids. NCBI's taxonomy places the organism in Eukaryota, Fungi, Ascomycota, Eurotiomycetes, Eurotiales, Aspergillaceae. Gene Ontology annotation, biological process: phospholipid metabolic process. Gene Ontology annotation, molecular function: phosphatidate phosphatase activity. The record is from RefSeq and is a predicted model, not a curated record.